AUGUCCUCCUCCGACGAGGAGGCUGUCCGUCGUCCCGGGCGAAAUGCCGUCAACCAAAGUCCCGACCCGAGUGAUGCUGGCAAUAACUCCGGUGCUGAGAACAACGGUUUUGGGGGUGAUGAUGUGAUGGAUGAUGAUGCUGAUCUUUUCGGCUCGGACGGGUCCGAUGGCGGCUUUGGCGACAAUGAUCAACCUCACCGCACUCUGGAUGAUGAGCAGUUGGACUCGGGUGAUGAUGAGGGCCGAUACGACCGUCGCGAUGAUCGUAUGGACGAGGCGCCCGAUGGAGAGACUCAAAGUCUCAUCAUUGCUGAAAUGACCAUUGCGCGCGCCCCAGUACCGGCCACGAAUGACCCCGAGGUUUACACGAUGCGCGUGCCCGAUUUUCUCUCCAUUGAAUCGGAAGAAUUUAACCCGGAGACCUACAUUGCGCCCACGUAUUCUACGGCCUCGACGUCACUCUGUUGGCGCCGAGACCCCGAGGACGAAAAUAAAAUCCAAUCGAACGCUCGGCUCUUACAAUGGGAAGAUGGCUCUAUCACACUCCAGCUUGCCUCUAACCCUCUUGAUCAAUACCGCAUUUCCUCGAAACCUCUUGCGCCCCUGUCCAAGUCGGGCGAAUACGCCACAAAGCUGGACUCGCAUGUCUACCUUGGAGCUGGUCUUGAACAGGCCGAGCUUUUCCGCCUCACGUCACAUGUCACACAUGGAUUGACCGUUUUGCCCACGGCUCUCGAAUCGGAUGAUGCGGUUCAGAAAUUGCAGGAAUCCCUGGCCGCAGCCGCGCGCGGUAACAAGAAGACGGUGGAUGGCAGCAUGCCCAUGAUCAGCGUCAGGGAAGAUCCCGAGCUGGCGGCGCGCAAGGCCGAGGCAAUGGAGAGGGAAGCAAUGCGCGCGGAGCGCCGCCGACAACAAUUGGCCGAACGCGAGGCUGACCGGACUCGCCGUGUUGCUGCGCCCCGCACAGUCGGCAACGGUCUCAGUGUAGGUGAUUUGGAGGGCGAUGGCCCGCGCACGGCCCGUUCCCGCGCAAAGCCUCGUCGUACCAAUCGUCGGGGUGAGAUCAUGACGGACGAAGAAGAUGAAGAUUAUGGCCGUGGUGGUGGCCGCACUCGCGAAGAUGAAUACGACGAAGAUGACGGGUUCUUGGUGGGAAGUGACGAAGAAAUUGAAGAGGGAGGUGACGACGAUGACGAUGAGGAGGAGCUGGAAGACGAUGAUCUGGAUGCCGAGGGUGAAGACGACGAUGAAAUUGCGCCCUCCAAGCCAGCCAAGAAACCCGAAGUCGCCCGCGACGGGACACCGCCAGCGCGUAAGAAGAAUCGGUAUGUGGUUGACGAUGAUGAUGAGGAAGAGGAGUAG
Molecule: messenger RNA, 1362 nt
Organism: Penicillium oxalicum
Lineage: Eukaryota; Fungi; Ascomycota; Eurotiomycetes; Eurotiales; Aspergillaceae
Product: Paf1-complex subunit LEO1
Exons: 3
Coding region: 1-1362 (453 amino acids)
Biological process (GO): transcription elongation by RNA polymerase II; positive regulation of transcription elongation by RNA polymerase II
Cellular component (GO): Cdc73/Paf1 complex; nucleus
Molecular function (GO): RNA polymerase II C-terminal domain phosphoserine binding
Source: RefSeq, a predicted model, not a curated record